Morus notabilis is the source of this 624-nucleotide messenger RNA. RefSeq lists its product as uncharacterized. NCBI's taxonomy places the organism in Eukaryota, Viridiplantae, Streptophyta, Magnoliopsida, Rosales, Moraceae. The transcript has 2 exons. The record is from RefSeq and is a predicted model, not a curated record. The coding region runs from base 1 to 624 and encodes 207 amino acids.
AUGAAGUUCACGUACAUAUUAACUGGUUGGGAAGGGUCAGCACAUGAUGCACGAGUGCUUAAAGAUGCCGUCGACAAACCGAAGUUCAAAUUCCCACGUCCACCACCAGACGCGGCAUAUGCAAAUAAUGAUUGUUUCCUUGCUCCAUAUAGAGGUGGGACAUACCAUUUGCCUGACUACCGAAGGAGAAGUAGUGGUUUUAGGGGACCUAGAGAUAUUUAUAACUACAAACACUCUUCGUUGCGAAAUUGUAUCGAGCAAACUUUUGUUGUUUGGAAGGCUAGGUUCCCCAUCUUAAGGCGGCCAAAUAACUGUUACCCAAUGAGCAAACAAGUGAAGAUUCCUGUGGCAUGUGCAAUCUUACAUAAUUUUAUUCACAUGGUGAACGAGGGGGACCCGCUUCUGAAUCAAUAUUACCGUGACGGUGUACCGAUUAGUGAAAUAGAUCCAACCAAUAGUGAUGAAUUUGAUGACGUUGGCAAUUCCAACAAUGACGACAAUGCGCCCGAAGGGUCAACAGUAACAAGAGCUACAGUUAGCCGAACAGAGAUGUGUCAAUUUAGGGAUCGCAUUGCGAAUGAAAUGUGGGUGGAAUAUCAAAGAAGCCGCGGGAGACAAGGUUGA